UCCUCCUCUCCUUCUCCCUCCUCCUUCCUCCCUCUUCCUCUCCCUCUUCCUCCUCCAUGGAGCGCCUUCCUCCGUCGAUGCGGAAGCGCCUCUACAGCCUCCCUCCGCAGACAGCGGGGACCAAAGCCUCCAGCUCCAUCCUGGACCCAGAGGACGAGGAGGAUGGAGGAGGCCCCGAGGAGGCGCCGGAGACGGAGGCCCAGCGCCGGAGCAUCAGGCUCAAGCCCUUGGCUUCAGCGACAGCGGCUCUGCCUGCUUCGGGGGCCGCUGGUGGGAACGAGCCCCGGGCGCCUUGCAGCGGCAGCAGCGGCGGAGGCGAUCCGGGCCCCAGGAGCAGCCCCAACGGAGACUGCCGGCGCUUCAAGGGGCGUCCCCCGCACGAUCCGGCAGAAGAGCGGCGCCUGAUCGGCAGCGGAGGGGAGGAAGGGGGCCCCCGGAGCCUGGAGGAGGAAGAGGAGGAGGAGGAGGAAGAGCAGCCCCCGGGCCCUGCCUCCGCCUCCAUCCGAGUGGAUGCUGGGCCUGGCAGUGGCUCCGGGGAGCGGAUCAGCCCCGAGGAGGAAGAGGAGGAGGAGGAGAGGCUGGGCCAGGCGGGCUUCAUGCAGCGGCAGUUCGGGGCCAUGCUCCAGCCGGGGGUCAACAAGUUCUCCCUGAGGAUGUUCGGGAGCCAGAAGGCCGUCGAGAGGGAGCAGCAGCGGGUCAAGUCCGCCGGAUUCUGGAUCAUCCAUCCCUACAGCGACUUCAGGUUUUACUGGGACCUGACAAUGCUGCUCCUGAUGGUUGGGAACUUGAUCAUCAUACCCGUUGGCAUCACCUUCUUCAAGGAUGAGAACACCACGCCAUGGAUCGUUUUCAACGUGGUCUCGGACACUUUCUUCCUCAUUGACUUGGUCCUCAAUUUCCGCACUGGGAUUGUGGUGGAGGACAACACAGAGAUCAUCCUGGACCCACAGAGGAUUAAGAUGAAGUACCUCAAGAGUUGGUUUGUGGUGGAUUUUAUCUCCUCCAUCCCUGUAGACUACAUUUUUCUGAUUGUGGAGACGCGCAUUGAUUCAGAGGUUUACAAGACGGCCCGAGCCCUCCGUAUCGUCCGCUUCACCAAAAUCCUCAGCCUUUUGCGUCUUCUACGGCUAUCCAGGCUCAUACGCUACAUCCAUCAGUGGGAAGAGAUUUUCCACAUGACCUACGACCUGGCAAGUGCUGUGGUGCGGAUUGUGAACUUGAUCGGCAUGAUGCUCCUCCUGUGUCACUGGGACGGCUGCCUCCAGUUCUUGGUGCCCAUGCUCCAGGACUUUCCUGAUGACUGCUGGGUCUCACUGAAUAAAAUGGUGAAUGACUCCUGGGGAAAGCAGUAUUCCUAUGCGCUGUUCAAGGCCAUGAGCCACAUGCUGUGUAUCGGCUACGGACAGCAAGCCCCCAAGGGCAUGUCCGAUGUAUGGCUCACUAUGUUGAGCAUGAUCGUCGGUGCCACCUGCUAUGCCAUGUUCAUCGGCCAUGCCACAGCCCUCAUCCAGUCUCUGGACUCCUCACGCCGACAGUACCAGGAGAAGUACAAGCAAGUGGAGCAGUACAUGUCCUUCCACAAGCUUCCGGCAGAGAUGCGCCAGAGAAUCCAUGACUACUACGAACACCGUUACCAGGGCAAGAUGUUUGAUGAGGAGAGCAUCCUGGGAGAGCUGAGUGAACCCUUGAGAGAGGAGAUCAUCAACUUCAACUGCCGGAAGCUGGUGGCCUCCAUGCCUCUGUUUGCAAACGCGGACCCCAAUUUUGUCACAUCCAUGCUGACCAAGCUGCGCUUUGAGGUGUUCCAGCCGGCUGACUACAUCAUUCGGGAAGGGACCAUUGGAAAGAAGAUGUAUUUUAUCCAGCACGGAGUGGUCAGCGUGCUUACCAAAGGCAACAAGGAGACCAAGCUAGCCGAUGGUUCAUACUUUGGAGAAAUUUGCCUGCUGACUCGUGGCCGGCGCACGGCAAGCGUGAGAGCUGACACUUAUUGCCGUCUCUACUCUCUCUCUGUGGACAACUUCAAUGAGGUGCUGGAGGAGUAUCCCAUGAUGAGAAGGGCUUUUGAAACAGUGGCACUGGAUAGACUGGACAGAAUAGGAAAGAAGAAUUCCAUCCUGCUGCACAAAGUCCAGCAUGAUCUCAAUUCCGGUGUCUUCAACUACCAAGAGAACGAGAUCAUCCAGCAAAUUGUGCAGCAUGACAGAGAGAUGGCCCACUGUGCACAUAAUGUUCAAGCUGCUGCAGCAGCGGCAGCAGCGGCAGCAUCCACCCCGACACCAGUUAUCUGGACGCCCCUUAUCCAGGCCCCUUUGCAAGCUGCAGCAGCCACCACCUCCGUAGCAAUAGCUCUGACCCACCACCCUCGCCUUCCAACAGCCAUUUUUCGCCCUCCGGUCUCUGUUCUGGGUUCUCUGGGGCAACCACAAAACCAGACUCCAAGGCAUCUGAGAAGGCUGCACUCCUUGGUGUCAUCAGCUGGGCCUUCUGUCAUGGGUUCCCCUUUGAGUACACCAUCUCAGCAGAAUACUCCAGGAGCUGAAUCCCUUUCUUCAUCUUCCUUCCAGAUCCAGCAGCUAGCAGGAUUUACUGCCUCCGCUGGCUUAGGCCAGUUCCACCGGGCCUCGGUUGGUUCCCCCUCCGCUAGUUCAGCUCAGCAAGUCUUGGGCAGCCCAUCCUUGGCAGGACAGAGCCAGCUGCAGCCAGGGCCUUCAGAUCCAUCAGAAAGGAGUGCUCCACAGCAAACUUUUGACAACAACCUGUCAAGUGGCUUUGGCCCCUUCCAGAAGGCCCCCACUAGUUUGCCCUCAACCACCACCACCACCUUCCCCCAGCAGCCUUCAAAUUCAUCCAGUAGCCCCCUCAACCGCUUGCAGCCCGCUUGCCCACCUCUCCAAGUGGGACAGACCCAGCAGCCCUCAGGAACUGGAGCACUUGGAGGGAUGAGUCACUUUCAGUUGCCUCCUCCAUCCAGUUCUCCAUCCUCUAGCUUAAGCCAACUGGCACAGGCCUCUGGAAGCUCUCUUUCGGCCUUGUGUCAAACCCAGUCAAGUGCAUUAGGACCUUCAGCUGCGCCUGCAACUGUAGCUCAGUUGCACCAGGAAAGGUCACCCUUUACCUCUAUGUCUCCAUUGAAACAGCCCGCUUCCACCCCUCCUUCAUACCCACCUUCAGGCCUUAGCCCUCCUAGUCAAAGCCCUUCAACCAGGACUUUCCAGUGUAGCCCCCCUGGACCACGGGGCUCCCAUGGAUCUCUACUGAUGCCUCAGACCUCCAGCCCACCACUGCAGGUCCAGCCCAGGGGUUCCCCGUCACUUCCACCAGGACGAUUGACCCAGGACCUCAAGCUGAUUUCUGCUUCCCAACCCUCUCUACCCCAUGAAGUGGCUCAGACUUUAAGCCAAGGCUUUCCUCACUCCUCCAGAGAGUCUGUUUCUAGCUUCUCGUCUUUCAUUGGAGGAACAAGAGGUGGAACAGGAGGGACCAAACCUCUAGGGAAGCCAUAUAGCUCUGUGCCAGGGCGAGUGACUCUACCACGCCAGAUGUCCUCAGGUUCUCUGCCUCAUCCACGUACGUUUGAGGCCAGUUGCGCCAUUUCCCCAUCGCUGACUGCUGCUGACGGGAGGAAAGGAUCCAUAGGGCUCACUGAGGAGUGGGACCCUAUCCGAUCCAAACUUCCCUCCAAUUUGUGAGAGGCUCUGCUCCUCUUACCCCUUUCCCUGCACAGCCCUGAAGAGGCGCUUUAUUUCAUCCUGAUCCCAAUUGACUCCAUUUUCUGUGACUCAAUUUUCUUCCUUGCUUUUCAUCGUUAAAACUAUGAUUAGAGGUUUGUUUGUUUUUUUUUAAAAAAAGGUAAGAAGAAGAACAACAAAAAAGAUAACCAGGUAUUCUUAGAGCUAUAGAUUUUCAGUCACUUUCUUUUAUAGAGUAUUUUACUACAUGGAACAAAAGGUUGGAAAAGGGAAUGUAAUCAAUAUGCAGUAAUAACCUGGAGAUGAGAGGUAUAGUCGAUACAAAUGAUCAGCCAUGGUUUUGACCGUAUAAGUGUCUGUGGAAAGACAGACCCCACAUUGAUAUGGGUCAGUGCCAGGCAUCUAGUUAGUGAGGUACCUUCUUGAAAGUAUCACCAUUAAAUGUUUACUCAGUUUCUGGUUAGACCUGUAGGGGAUAAAUGCAGUCUUGGAACUAGGUGUGUAAAACAAACCAUAUUUACUUCCUUGAAGGUAAUGAAAAUCAUUCGGACAGCCAUUUAAGGGGUUCACUAACCCACCGUCAAAUUCAAAACUAACUUACUUCCAGACCCCACCUUCCUAGUGAAAUUGGAAAAAAUUCAGUGUCAAACCAAAUGCCAGUGCUGAAAAACAUCCCAACAGUGAAGAUGAAACCGUAUGUCAAAUGGAGACCCAGAAUACUUGGAAGACUUAAUUUGAUCACACAGCUGCUGAGACCACCAUUUGAAUGGAAAGGUGAGAACAGUAGCCUUGCCAAACCCUUUUCCCUGAGUGUUGUUGUUUUCCUAAAAAUUAUUUCCUCUGCAAGUUGCAAUUAAUGUAAGGGAUGGUCUUCAUAUUAGGCUAUCACAAAUAUUGAGAGCAGGCGUGAGGCUAGGGGCUGCAUUGGCCUCCUCAGACAACCUAAAGAGCCACAAUGCUUACACCUCUCACAUGCAAAAGUAACCCCAAGAAACAAUGGCCCGAAUUCUGUGGUGCUUGUAAGUGGACCUGCAUUUGCGGAAAUUAGAAUUGUGCAGUUGUGAAACAACCAUGUCUAGUAGCAGGCUGCUGCUACAUAUCUAUGUAGUAGAACUGGCAAAGGGACCAAUGCACAACAGUACUGAUGUGCAUAGAUCCCAGUGCAUAUUGCCUCAAUUCUGAUGUGUAUUGCAUCUGACCUGAUGAGCAUCGAGCAUCAGUAUGAUCCAGCACUGUUGUGGGUCCCAGUAUGCAUCUUCACAAUGCAGUAACUGGGUUUCUUAGCACCUCUGCUACUUAGUUAUGUACCCACAAAGUUACAUUGCUUGUACAGGAUUCCAGCAUUUAUUUUUCUCCACAAAUGUCUUUGAUGGGCCUGGGGCAUUAUUGUCAUGUUUUAAGGCCCCAUUGGGCCAUUGCAACAGGAAGUGGGCAAACAUGGUAAAAAUGCUGCCACAUUCCCUAGAGGAUUUCAGGAAAGUCAUGGGAGGGUUUCAAUUUUUUUUAUCCUAGGGGCCACAAAUAUGGCCCUGGGAGGCAGCCAACCUAUGGGCCAUACUUUGCUUAUCCCUCACACAGAGGUUGGAGAGGGGAUAGAAGUAGGGAAGUUCCUGAAGAUCAAGAAGUGGGAUGGCAUACCCUUCAACACUUUGGCAAGGUGCAAUCCCAAUUAAUCCUUUCUCAUUCCUCUUUCUUUGCAGUUUUUCAAAAUAUUCUGGUAUCCAGUUGCUGCAAACUAAGUUCAAACUGCAAAAGUACUUUGCACUUGCAGGGGG
Sceloporus undulatus (fence lizard) is the source of this 5467-nucleotide messenger RNA. It is a transcript of the gene HCN4, whose product is annotated as hyperpolarization activated cyclic nucleotide gated potassium channel 4. The transcript is spliced from 8 exons. The record is from RefSeq and is a predicted model, not a curated record. Bases 57 to 3692 code for a protein of 1211 amino acids. Gene Ontology annotation, biological process: transmembrane transport; potassium ion transport. Gene Ontology annotation, molecular function: voltage-gated potassium channel activity. Lineage: Eukaryota; Metazoa; Chordata; Lepidosauria; Squamata; Phrynosomatidae. Gene Ontology annotation, cellular component: membrane.